GCCGCUCUCUCGCAGCAUACUCGCUGCCAACGCUUUCCAGUGUGCGGACGUGCGUGCGCUUUGCUCUCGAGUGUGUGGCGUUUUGGUACGGUGGUACUCGGAAAAGCAAACGGGCGAGACAUACACCUCGUUUAGGACGAAACGUUUUUCCAGCAGUUUUCAGCUCGCGCGCCUCCAUCCAAAGUUUGCGGGGCGAGCGGUAGACAACGCGAACGUGCCGCAAAUUGUGUGUGUGUGUGUGUGUGUUGACAAAAGGUGUGCUAAACAUUCUUGUGAACUGGAGCGCUUUGCAGCUCUCCUGGGGAAAAGUGCGCGACAGUAGUAGACACCGAAAAACUCAACACAUUCCUUCAGUGCCCGACCAACCCGUGCAGGACCAGUAGAACCAGGCGGGGUUGUGGAGUUGUCUCCCGCCCUUUGCACAGAACAAGAAACGGUGUUCAUGUUACAUCGUGCCUAGCCGAGGGAAGGUGCAAGAAAGAAAAGAAAAAAACCACCCCACCACAACACACCGUAAAGCGCAAGCCAAUCGGGGAAGUGUGGGCGCGCGCGAGAGAGUGCAGUUUCCGAUUGCAGAUUUCCUCGUUUGGCAAACACGAAUAAGCGGAAAUACUGGCAACAAAUGUAAAGCCAUUCCAUUGUGCUAUUAGCUCGGUCUGUCUGUGUGUGUGUGUGUGUUUGUGGCCGUCGCGUUGGUGUUGAAUUUAGAGAUGUCUUCUUUGCACUUCCACCGGCAGUUCCCGUAAGGCAUCCAGCAAACCCCCUUUUCGUUCACAUGACAUCACCAAUGCCGUCAACGGAAGCUAUGGAGUGCUGACCGUCGCCUACUGCACAGCCCCACAUACACACCUAGAGCCCUGCCUGGAUGGUGCAAGCUCCACGGCAAGUGUAUUGUGUUGUAAGCAGCGCGCGAAGAACCACCGUCACCAAAGCAAGGUGAAGAAACCGCCGUGAUAAUCGCCCCGUAGUCCCCGGGGCGCUGUUGUGUUGUCAAAAUAGUAUUCCGGUGUGCCCGUGUGCUUGUGUGCUUGUGUGUGUGUAUGUGGUUUGUGCCGGAAUUUAGCGGGCAUUUCGCGCGACGCAUAAUGAUAAGAGGCACGCGUGAGGGUGAGCAUUGUACUGGUGCUUCCUCAACAUUUAUCUCGUUCGCCUUUGUGCGGCGGCGGUAGUAUUCUCCUCCUACUCCUGGACUGUGCAUCAUGAUCUUCCCAUCCUGCAGUGUUUCGUAGUGCUCUCGUAGUGUGAAGUGUGUGUGUGUGGUCCUGUUCCUGUGUGUGUGUGGUGUGUACCGCAUCCUUCGUAGUGGUGUAGUGUAAUAGAAAAGCGAGCGCGCCUCUAGGGCCCUCUAGGAUAGAGAGAAUUCAAUAUCGAUUGCUGGCCUGUUCAUGGGCACAAGUGGUCUGCCCACCCUGUACCGCCGUUAGGUGCAGUUUGCAGUGGUUUGGAAGAGGUUGUGAUAUUGCCAUUUGGAAAAGUGGGCCGGUUUUUUGUGUGUUCAUUGGUUCGGUUUCGAUUUCGUUCGUGUGUUAGCUGGUCCUCCAGCGGUGGGGCUACAGACUUCUGGAAAUAUUUGUGUGACAAUAUUUUAUACUGAGGAUCUUCACCACCCACCAUGGCGGGCCUAUCCGACGAUCCCGAGAAGCUGCUGAACGAGUGGCUAGGCGAGCUGGAGAAUCUGAUCGGGAGUUUUGAUAUCAGCGGCACACCGGGAACCACCGUCAACCCAGCAGCAGCGACAGUAACAGCGGCAGCUCGUCUGCGACCGAAAAGUAACACAUCUGCCGAACGGACCGAUUCGUACCGCUUCUCGAUGGCGAACCUGGAGGAGACGCAGGAGGCUGAGCUGGAUGCCAUCCUGGGCGAGCUGAGCAUACUGGAGGAGCGGGGCGAUCUGCGGCACGGUCGCAGCCACAGUCGCACCAACUCCACGAUAUCGGCCGCCACCAAUACGACGCUGUCGUCCGAGAGCGGCUGCAGCAGUGUCGCGGCCGAUACGGUCUGCAGCGGAGGCAGCAUUGCCAGCGGUAUGGGUGGAGGCGUCGGCGGUGGCAGCAUCAGCCUGCACCGGGAACCGCGCACCGACAGUCCGGAUAAUGAUUCCGCCUUCAGCGACACGGUGUCGCUGAUGUCGAGCGAAUCGUCCGCCUCCAGCAGUGUAAGCCACUCGCAUUUGAAGCACCUACAGGCAGCGGCGGUGGCGGCGGCGUCGGGUGGUAUGGUUGCCAACAGUGUACCCACAGCAUUAUCGGGACAAACGAUCGGCAACAACAACAACAACCAGCCAGAUGGUGGCAAGCAGGCCAAAAUUCACCUCGCCCUACAAAAGCUAGAGCAGGCGUCGGUAAGGCGACUGUUCGUGAAGGCGUUCACCGCCGACGGUGCAUCCAAGUCACUGCUGGUGGACGAAACGAUGAGCUGCGGGCACGUGACGCGCCUGCUGGCCGACAAAAACCACGUGCAGAUGGAACCGACCUGGGCCAUCGUGGAGCAUCUGCCCGAGCACCAGAUGGAGCGGCUGUUCGAGGACCACGAGAUGCUGGUCGACAACCUGAUGCUGUGGAAUCGCGACUCGAAGAAUCGUGUCCUGUUCCUGCAGCGGCCGGACAAGGUGGCCCUGUUCAAGACGCCGGAAGCGUUCCUGCCCGGCACCCAGAUGGCGCCCGGAAGCGAACACGACGAGCAUACGAGGACCAUGCUGCUGGAUGAGUUUUUCAACAGCGGGAGCCAAAUUGCCCUCGAGGGGCCCCUGUACAUGAAGAACGACGCCAAGAAGGGCUGGAAAAAGUAUCACUUCGUGCUGCGCGCGUCCGGGCUGCACUACUAUCCGAAGGAAAAGACACGCUCGGCCAAAGAUCUGCUCUGUCUGGCACUGUUUGCCGGGCACGAGGUGUACCGGGGGCUGGGCUGGAAGAAGAAGCACAAAGCGCCGUCGGACUACACAUUCGCGCUGCGCUGCCCGAAGCUGCCGGCCGGUGUGAAGGGCAUACGGUCGGUGAAGAUGCUGUGCGCGGAAGAUGCGUCGACGAUGGAAAACUGGAUCACUGCCAUACGCGUGAUGAAGUAUGGCAAGAAGCUGCUCGACAACCACCGGACGCUGCUGGACGAUUUGGCCCGGGACGAGCUGGACAAGCUCAGCUCGGCCAGAAGCAGCUCCAUCGGAAGCAUCGUCUCGUCCGUGCCCUCGCAGUGCAGCACGGGCAGCAGCAACAGCAGCGGCAGUGGCAGCAACCAUCUACUAGUUCCUCUCAGCGCCACCAACGGCAGCAACGCCAACAACUGCACUGCCAACGGUAACGGGCGGCUCUCGCGAGCGUCCUCCUCCAGCUCGAGCGGCUGCCUGUCGGACGAGAACAACGGGUUCGAUUCCGAGUUCCCGACUGGCACGAUCAAGCGCAAACCCUCGAUGAAACCAAAUCUGCCCCUCACCUCGAUGACGCGCCAGCUGAAGGAGGUCGGCGAGACGACGCGGCUGAAAGAUUCGCCCAGCUCGGUGGGCUCGGGCUCGAUCGGCGAGGGCGGCACGCUGACCCGGCGCCACAGUCGGCGAAGAAGCGAGGAGAGCACGGGCAGCGGUACGCUUAAGCGCCGCCCCAUGCCGACGCAAAACCGCGGCUCAAUCGAAAGCAUGAGCUCGUCCGCCUCAACGCCAACGCCGGUCGGCAGUGUGCUGAACACGCCGGUCAACUUUGAACCGCCGCCGGUGACAAUCCUGAGCCCCUCGGGGGGCCACCCCACAAUCGUAACGCCGAACGGGGGCAAUGGUGGUGGUAACGUCCCCGGCGCGACGACGACGAUCAUUGAACCGGUACCGUCCUGCAUGACUGACUCGACGUUUUCGCUGCCGCCACCGCCGCCCCCGCCCGCCGCGGACGACCCGAUGGGAGCGAACUUUUCCGGCUCUACCCUGUCGCUCGAUUCGCUGCCACCACCGCCACCCCCGAACGAGCUCGACAACUCAUUCAGUGGAUCUCAACUGUCGCUCGCGUCCGUGCAAUUGCCGCCGCCUCCACCACCGUCCGCGGCCGUUGGUGGUACAACAGCGGCACCAGCAGCCUCCCCCUCCAUGCCAACCGCAGUGCAGUCUUCCCCGGUCGCCAGGGCUGACAGCCAGCAGGAAAAGCGGCCGGCAGCGAAUGUGAUGCCCUCCGUCGCACAGUCCAUUAUGAAGCUGAACAGCCACACGCUACCAAACCCGGCACCGGCCGCCGCCAUCCUGAAGAAGGAACCGAUCUACUCGAAGACGCUGAAACCAUCCGCCCUGAAGGCACCGCCGUACAAGGCCCCGCCACCGUACAACGGGGGCGAGGGUGGGUCAGCUUCGGGCGCCGAGGUGGCGACACCGCCGCCAGCCCCCGCGAAGAGCGUCUCCUUUGCCGAAUCGCCCGUGCUGCUGCGGCGCAAGGUGUGCUUCGAGGACGAGGUAGUAAUGCAGGAAGUGCCACCGUCGCCGAGGCGCAUCUGCGCCUCGUACAGUGUCGGUCCGCCCGCUCCGCCGCCCCGUGCGGAGGCGACGCGCCUCUCCACCACGUACACGUCGCCGAAGCGGCUGAGCGAAUCGAGCGCCAAUCCGCCGCGCGACUUCCUGAAAGAUCUCCAGCGCGUGAUGAACAAGAAGUGGCAGGUGGCGCAAAAGUGCAAGCUCGAACCGGCCACGACCCCGCACGAGGUGCUUGGGUUCCGCGACAUCCACGGCGGUGGCGGUGGCAGUGAGCUGUACUCGUCCGCCACGCCCUACUACCGCGAGACGGCCAACGUGAGCAACUGGGUGCAGGAGCACUACGGUGCGGCACCGGACGGGCUGUACGAGAACCUGGGCAGCAACAUGGGCAUGGAACCGAACUACCCGAUCGUGGCAGCGAACGUGUCGGCAGUACCAGCGCACCCGCACCUUCCCCCGACCGCUGGUGGACCCAUGUUGCAGGGAGGCGGUGGUGGUGGUAGCAUAAAGAAGCGGCCACCUCCACCACCACCAAAGCGCAGCGAAAAAACGCAGCUGACCACCACCGCUGGACAGCCGGGGCCUGCCCUGUCGCAACAGCCCCUGCCAGCUCAUCUUCAUCACCAUCAACAGCUGCUCGCCCAUCAAUACCUGCAGCAGCAGCAGCAGCAGCACCAACAGCAGCAGCAACAUCAGCCGCCCCAUCAGCAACGGGUCUGAACCCUGCUGUGCCUGUAUUGGCCACAAUGCAGGAAGGAAGAUACCACUACUACAACUAAUACCACCACUACUACUACUACCACUACUACUGCUACUACUACUACUACUACUAAAACGGAUACGUACUAGCUUCGGGUGUGAUAGAUGACGGCAGGCGCGCGCCUAAGAUGUGCGGAUGGUGACGUAAGACUGGCCCCCAAUCCUGUGUGUGAUUGCCAAGGCAUCGAACACGCGGGUGGUUGCGAAAUCCGUGCGAACUGAAAGUCUGCUUUAGGGAAAAGAAAUGGAAGUUUUCUUUCGCUUUUCUGUUUAGUCUAUCACUAACUACAAGCCACUAAGAUUAGCAAGAUCUGCAUGACGUGUAGUGCACGGCAGGUGCAGCGAAUCGGGCAACUCGGAGAAAGGAAGCUCGUAAUCGAUCAAUCAUUAUUGUGAUUAGCAGUAGCAAAGGCAACGUUUGUCACUGAAGCGAAGCGAAUGAAAGUGUCGUAUAAGGAUAAUUUAUUGAAAUUUUUUAAACAGUUUUGCCCACUCCAAUUAGCGAGCGACGUGGAACGGGAAUAACUUUAACUACGAUCUGCGCCAGAACGAUCGAACAGAAUCGAAUGCUUAUAUGUGUAAAAUAGUUCAUUAUAUUUGCGGACACUAGUGUGUUUUAAGAAUCUUGAUCCGGAAACGGGGGAAAGAGAUAACCGUGGGCACUUGUUUCCGGAUUUGUGUACAGUUUAUUGCACCGAGAGGGAGGGACUACUAGGGAUGGCGGGAGCGAGAAUUAAUUUAGAAACGGAUCACGAAUGAAACGAGCGAGUUUUUCGAUGAUUGUUGUUGUUAAGCGAUAUAAAAUAUCCGGCUCCUGCAGAACCAAUAAUACGCGAAUUGGGAGGAAGAUCGAGUCGAGGAUCACCUUCUUGAGGGUCAUGGGGUGAGGGUUGUUGUUAGACUGAGCGAGUGAGAGAGCAGAAGUUGGUGGAUGCGUCUAGCUAGGCAUCCUAAACUAAAGGGCACUGAAGCCACGUUGGAACGCAAAAGAUGUAAAAAACGGAGCAUGUUCUAACUAUAAACCAAAUCUGUGGGAAGAACCUAACAGUCCCGUAUGUGCCGUCGGUAGAGAGGAUCCAGAGGCGUAACGUUCUGUACAGUUUUUUUUUACCGGUUUGCUUAUAGCGGCGGAGCGAGCAGAAAGGCAGACAAGAAUUUAGGGAUCAAAACCCGCGAUGCGAUCGGAUGAGGUUUUGCGUGUGCGAACGAUGUAAUAACAGCAAGUGCCAUGGGCUAAGUGUAGUUUUUUUGUGCUAAGGAAGACGCAUACUAAUAUUACCACUAGUGUCGUAAUAAACCUUCGUAGAAACCCUUCGUAUUUCAUGUACGCCAACUAUACAAACUACUACUCUGUGCUUUUUCGUCGUUUUUCUUUGAUUGUUUGUUUGUUUCGGAUGGUGUAGAGGCGUGCUCUUGCGCGCUCGUCCGCUAGGGUAGUGUUAGAUGUUAUGUUACGACGAACGCAAACGAACCAAUGCUUUUUGCUUAAAAAAAAAACCCCGUUGUUUCUCCUGUGCCGGUUGUAAACGUUAGAUUGUCAACAGACAACCGUGUGUAGUAGAGGUAGAGAUCGCUUUGAAUUGAUCGGCUUUUAUUUAAUCGUGUUUUUCGUCAUUGAAUGGUGUUACUAUUAAGCGUUUCCGGAAGCAGCAGAUGAUGCAGAAGCGGUGAACGGUGUCCCACGUGUUAGGACACGACUUUUGGGAACUAAGGCAUCGAUUUAUGACAAUUUUACUGACAAGAGCACGUCCGCAAAAUACGCAUUGCGAAAUGAAUCAUUAGUACGAUAAGAAACUAUAAAGCAUAAUAAAAGCACAGAAAAAAAACACACACACAUACAAAACGAAACGGCAGCAUAAACGGACUACGAAUUAUUAAUUGCGAACACCAUCACAGUUUUGUGCGGGAGGCGCGUACAAUAAUUUUACAAACGGUGAAUUUUACCCGCUGAUGACGGAUAUUGGGCGAAGAAGGUUGGGCGCACCCCUUGUGGGGAGUGAUUUUGAUGGCGCGGAGAAACAGGAAUCCGCCCCAGGAGAGUGAGUGUUUUUUUGCAAGGGGGGUAGGGGCCGGUUCUGGAGGUACGAUCGUUUGUUUCUUUUUUCGAUAACACAUUUUACACUGUCCCACACUUAUAUAUUGGACGAUAAAAUAUGGAUACAGUAGCAACAACAUUAAAUCGUUUAGCAAAGGUAACAUUUGCGAACGGGCGGGCGGGCGGGCGGGCGACAGAGUAAUAUAUUAUUAGGAACAAAAUAAUAAUAAAAAAAACACUGGUGCUUUCAAAAUUACCGUAAAUUGUAGUGAUCGGGAAAGACAGAAAGAAGGGAAGGGCUGUUCCUUCCGUGCACGUAUUUAUGGCUUGUUUGGUAUCGAUCGGAAGGCAAACAAAUUCCGAAGGAAUAGUUUAAGUUCGCGUAACUAUCACACAAACAAUAAUAAUAAACGAUUUGCCAAAUACAAUAACUAUCCUCAGACGAUCACACUCUCCCUGUAGUAAGAUCACACAUUUGCACACGCAAAUGCACGAAUCAAAUAACAUAACGAUACUUCCGUCUUCGCGUUUAGCUAUCGAAAUCAAUCAUCUCUAAUCAGACCUUCUGGGUAAUGUCAAAUAGUAGUCGGGUUUGGAGAUCAUAAAAUAGAACUAACUAACUACACACCACCCUUAGCCACAAGCUGCUUUUGAUCAACGCUUCUUUUUGUGAGAUUGUCGACGGACCACGCUUUUGUGGGACGAGUUACACACUUUGUAUACAAGACUAACCUAUAAAUAUUCUAAAACAGCUUAACACAAACCGUCAACAAACGAGUUGGGAGCAGUGGAGGAGUCGAUCUUACAAUAAUACUAUUAGCGAAUCAAACAUCCAUUUUCCCGAUCUGCUUUCAUUGGUGCCGUUCGUUGGGAGAUUUUAUGAGAAAGCAGAGAGCAGAGUGUCUGGUGUUAGCUUGCUCUAGUGAAACGCUGUU
Anopheles merus is the source of this 8167-nucleotide messenger RNA. It is a transcript of the gene pico, whose product is annotated as ras-associated and pleckstrin homology domains-containing protein 1. Lineage: Eukaryota; Metazoa; Arthropoda; Insecta; Diptera; Culicidae. The record is from RefSeq and is a predicted model, not a curated record. The transcript has 5 exons. The coding region runs from base 1613 to 5158 and encodes 1181 amino acids. Gene Ontology annotation, biological process: signal transduction.